UGGAGCCGGAGGCGUCCCCGCGGCUGCUGCCGAGCGCGGAGCAUCCUUCCCCCGGCGGCCGGGCUGGCACCGGCACCGGCACCGGUAUCACCAUCGGAACCGGCUCCGGCAUCACCAUCGGCACCGGCAUCACCACCGGCACUGACACCGGCAUCAGCAUCGCCAUCGGCACCGGCUCCGGCACCAGAAUCAGCAUCAACAGCGGCACCGGCAUCGCCCGCGGCACCGACAUCCCCAUCGCCCCCGGCACCGGCGGCAGCAUCACCUUCGGUGUCCCCGUCACCGCCGGCCUCGGCACCGGCAUCGCCGCCGGCACCAGCUGUGGCCACUCCUCCCGUGCUCACAGCGCCUGUGCCAAGGACCUUGGCUCGUCCUCCCUGCAGUGACUCCCAGCAGGAAUUCCCAGUGAUCCCCAGUGACUCCCAGCAGGAAUUCCCAGUGAACCCCAGUGACUCCCAGCAGGAAUUCCCAGUGACUCCCAGUGACUCCCAGCACUGAUUCCCACCAGGAAUUCCCAGCAGGACAUUGGUCACAGCCAGAGGGGACCCAGCCAGGACGGAUCCCUGUCCCCCGUGGUGUCCCUCACCUGGGCACGGGGCAGACGCGGUGCCAGGCCAGGCUGGAGGGUGCCCGGGUUAGCAUGACCGAGGUGGAACCCGUGCUGGACUUCGCAUCCUCGGGCAGGACGGGCCGGCGCAAUGCCCUGCCCGACAUCCUGGGCUCGCCCGCCGGCGUCAGCCCCGCCGACCUGCCCCUCAAACUGGCCGAGAUGUCCCUGAGCGCAGGCAGUGCCCAGGACAUGCAGUCGCCCUCGGCGGAGGCGCCCCCUCCGCAGCCGCCCAGCCCCGAGCUGAAGGACACGUCCUAACCCCGCCCGGGGGGGACAUUUGUCACCGGCGGAGGAAGGAGGGGGCUGCGGGCACCAGCCCGGCUCCCCUGGCUCGGCCGGAGCCCGCUGGGAUUUCCUCGGUGCUGCCGCAGCGGGACCCCGGAGCGUCCCCCCGGCCGUGCGCGUGGCGGGGACACGGAGGGGACACGGAGGGGACACGGAGGGGACCUGCCGUGACCGAGGGGCGAUUCCCACCCACGCCCUGGGCCCGGACUCGGGGGUGGGGGGGAUGUUUUGGCCUCCCCGGCGGGAGGAACAUUUUUCUUCUGGGGCAUUUGGCGGAGCCGAGCGCGGUCAGGGGUCCCGGGGGCCCUCCUGGCCGCAGGAGCAGCCACGGGUGUUUCUUGCUGAGUGUGGUGUUCACUGUGAUGUUUUUGGGUAUCCCCUCGUCUCCUGGCCUUUCUUCUGGAUGACUCAGGAGCCAUUCCCCGAGUUUUGGGGGGUGAGGUGGGAAACACAACCCGAGAGCCCCCCAGCCCUUAAGCAA
Molecule: messenger RNA, 1376 nt
Organism: Melospiza georgiana
Lineage: Eukaryota; Metazoa; Chordata; Aves; Passeriformes; Passerellidae
Product: cAMP-dependent protein kinase inhibitor beta-like
Exons: 5
Coding region: 641-868 (75 amino acids)
Biological process (GO): negative regulation of cAMP-dependent protein kinase activity
Cellular component (GO): nucleus; cytoplasm
Molecular function (GO): cAMP-dependent protein kinase inhibitor activity
Source: RefSeq, a predicted model, not a curated record